Molecule: messenger RNA, 565 nt
Organism: Homalodisca vitripennis (glassy-winged sharpshooter)
Lineage: Eukaryota; Metazoa; Arthropoda; Insecta; Hemiptera; Cicadellidae
Exons: 6
Coding region: 149-565 (138 amino acids)
Source: RefSeq, a predicted model, not a curated record
CCGUCGUGUUGAGGAACAUGUCGAUAAGAGUGCUACGAGGGAGAGGGAAGCGCCUUCUCAAAGAAACAACAUUCCAGAUGAGCAAGAAAAUUCUGUUGCUGGAGAAUCAAUCGACCAAGAUCAUUCCAUUCAAAGUCCAGAGGAAGAGAUGGCAAGACCAGGACCAUCCUGGGCAUCGGAUAAUCUACCCUGGGCACCGGAUAAUCUAUCCUCGGCGAUGCCAAAGGAUCAAGAAUCUGAAGAUACAGAAGAAUCCAGUGAGACAGAAGAGGAAGCAACAUCCAGGGGUUUGUCAAAAUCACAACAGUCUAGGCCACCUGAUUAUCUCCGUUGGGUUUAUUUAAAUGCUGAAGAAUCGAUCGAUGUUGACGAUUCAAUCAUAACUCCACCAGAAGAAGCGGCAAGACAAGGACCUUCCUGGGCACCGGAUAAUCUAUCCUCGGCGAUGUCAGUUAAAGAAUCAAGCGAUGAUUCGGAUUCGGAGGAAGAUGCUAUUGCGACUCCGAGUCCGACUCCGACUCCUCCAAGGCAACGUGUUAGUCCCCGCUCAUUGGUUUCAAGCUGA